AUGUCUUACCAGCAGGAGCGGCUCAUUGCCGAACUCGCCGUUCAGCGCGCCAGCCUUUUGACCCAGAAGGUCUUCUUCGAGAAGGCCAAGGGCACCGUUUCGAAAGAUGACAAGUCUCCUGUUACCAUUGGCGAUUUUGGGGCACAAGCUCUGAUUAUUCAGGCCAUCCGCAAGAACUUCCCCAACGAUGAAAUUGUUGCUGAGGAAGAAGCCAGCUCUCUAAGAGAGGAUAAGGCUCUGAGCUCUGAGAUCUGGCGCUUGGUCAAGGAUAUCAAACUGGAGGAUGAGGAGAGCAACAAUUUGCUGGGCGGUCAAUUGCCAAGUGAGGAGGCCAUGCUGGACAUUAUUGAUCAGGGAAAGAGCGCCGGUGGUGCUCAGGGACGUAUCUGGGCGCUGGACCCCAUUGACGGCACCAAGGGCUUCCUUCGGGGUGGGCAAUACGCCGUUUGUCUCGGUUUGAUCGUGGACGGCGAUGUCCAAGUCGGGGCAAUUGGAUGCCCCAAUCUGCCCGUCGACGACUCUGUGACUAUCUCCUCCCAGACCGGUGCCCAGCAGACCAGUGAUGCCGGUAAGGGCGUCCUCUUCUCCGCAGUCAAGGGCACCGGAGCCACCAGUCGCCCUCUUUCCAACGGCACUCUCGCUGCCAGCAAGCCGAUUUCCAUGCGUCCCGUUCCCGAUCUUUCGCAGGCCGUCUUCUGCGAGGGUGUUGAGGCAGGUCACUCCGCCCAGGGCGACAACGCCGCUGUCGCCGAACUCCUGGGUAUCACUAAGCCCAGCGUGCGUUUGGACUCCCAGGCCAAAUACUGCUCCAUUGCCCGUGGAGCCGGUGACAUUUACCUGCGUCUGCCGGUCAAGAAGGACUACCAGGAGAAGAUCUGGGAUCACGCUGCUGGGGAUCUCAUCGUGCGGGAGGCUGGCGGCCAGGUGACUGAUAUCUACGGCAACCGACUGGAUUUCAGCAAAGGCAGGACCCUGGCUGCCAACAAGGGCGUGGUCGCGGCUCCCAAGGCCAUUCAGGAUCAGGUCAUUAAUGCGGUUAAAACUGUGUUGAAGCUAUAG
Molecule: messenger RNA, 1059 nt
Organism: Penicilliopsis zonata CBS 506.65
Lineage: Eukaryota; Fungi; Ascomycota; Eurotiomycetes; Eurotiales; Aspergillaceae
Exons: 1
Coding region: 1-1059 (352 amino acids)
Biological process (GO): phosphatidylinositol phosphate biosynthetic process; sulfate assimilation
Molecular function (GO): 3'(2'),5'-bisphosphate nucleotidase activity
Source: RefSeq, a predicted model, not a curated record